GGAGGAGGAGGAGCACCAAGCCCGGCACCUUCCCCAUUGCGGCGGCGGCGGCUGACUGGCCGAGGAGUUCGGGCGCUCUCCCGCCUCGUCCCCUCCAAUGGAGCCGCCAGCUGCCGCCGCCACCGCCGCUCUUUUCCUGGGCGGGAACGAGCAGCAGUUCUACGCCGAGCUCUUCUCGCUUUGCUGCCGCGGCAGCGGCCAAACUGCGCCCGAGGCGGGAACAGGAGCAGCCCUAGCCGCUGGGGGGAGCAAAGUGGCGGAGCUCUUCAGGGCGUCGCAGCUGCCUCCGGAGACGCUUCAUCAGAUUACAGAAUUGUGUGGUGCUAAACGUGUUGGAUAUUUUGGGCGUGCUCAGUUUUAUAUUGCUUUGAAGCUCAUUGCAGCUGCGCAGUCUGGUAUCCCUAUACGAAUAGAGAGCAUUCAGAAUGAAUUACCCUUGCCUCGAUUUAUGGCCCUGAAAAUUGAUAAUGAACAGAAGCACAGUCAUCCUGUGGAAGCACAUGGAGCUAAAUUUCAGACACCACAUGCAACAGUUGAAAAAAACUCUUUCAGAAGAUUGGAGGAAGGGGACAAACAGCAAGAUGCAAAGUCUCCUCCUCUGUCUCCCAUUGGUUCACCACCGGCUUCUCCAUCAAGCUACCAGAGAAUUCCCCUAAGUUAUGGGUAUGGCAUACUGAGGAGCGGGCUUGAACAGCAGCAUGGAGGUCCCUAUGAAAGUAGACAUUCUACACACCAACAAGAAGGACCGACAUCAGGGAAUUAUGGGUCCAAAUCAGGGCCAGCACAUUCUUCUCUCACACGGUCUCUUUCAGUAGAGAGAGAACCACAGGACAGUGGUAGUAAUUACCCAGAUGACCCCUGGAGGAUAACUGAGGAACAACGCGAGUAUUAUAUCAACCAGUUCAAGUCUCUACAACCUGACUUGAACUCUUUCAUUUCAGGUUCAGUGGCUAAGAACUUCUUCACAAAAUCUAAGCUGCCCAUCCCUGAACUUUCGCACAUAUGGGAACUUAGUGAUGUAGACUGCGAUGGAGCAUUGACAUUACUGGAAUUCUGUGCUGCCUUUCAUCUUGUGGUUGCUCGGAAAAAUGGUUAUCCUUUGCCGGACACUCUGCCAGAGACUUUGAUGCCUGAUUAUCUUCAAGCAGCUUCCCUUAAGCCUAAAUGUGACUGUGUGUUGAAUUCUUAUUCAGAAUCAUUGUCAGUAGGUCAACAAACAAGAGACUUCAGUAGGACUGAGUUGGAAACUGUCCGUGAGCAUCCAAACAACUCGGAGCCAUUGAUUCUCUUUGAGACAGCUUCUGUUGAGCCAGAGACAUGUCUUGAAGACACACCUGAUAAAAUUGCCCUGACACAGGAUGCAAUUAAUGAUGACAAACAAGGUCUAAAAAUUAGUGCAUCAGCCCAGACAAUACCAAAGGAAUGUAAAGUAUCUCAGCACUUGUCUGUUAAAACAGUUGUUCAGGAAUCAACCACUCUCAAAGCAAGACCAAGGUCAAGGUCUUAUUCUAGCACAUCUAUUGAAGAUGCAAUGAAAAAAGGGGGAGAACCUCCAACUCCUCCACCAAGGCCACAGAAAUCACAUUCCAGAGCAUCUUCCUUAGAUCUAAAUAGAAUGUUCCAGCAAAACACACAAGCUAGGGCUGGCUGGCUACCCCUGCCUCCUGCUCUGCCUCCCAGGCCUCCUACUUCACAGGUUUCUCAUCAUAUCACAAAUGCUGAACCAAAUGCUCAGCUCAAAUCAAGCUACAAAGACUUCAGACUUGAAGAACAGAUGGAGCAAGAAUCUGAGAUGGAAUUGCAUUUGCCAACUACCAGAGCCUCAUCACAGGUAGAAGAAAGCAGCCCAGUAAAAAAGGAGGUUUUGCUUACUCAGCCACCCUCAAAACCAGUUCGCAGGAAAUUCCGACCUGAAGGCCAGAUGCUAGAAAAUCAGGAGCUUUCUCCCACCAGAAAUCUAGCAUCUUCCUUGGCUACCAUCAAGCCCCUCCAUUCAGUUCCAAAACAAUCUUCAAAACAGAAGAAAGCUAUUCAGACAGCUAUUCGUAAAAACAAAGAAGCUAAUGCGGUGCUUGCUAGGUUAAACAGUGAACUUCAGCAACAGCUAAAGGAAGUUCAUAAAGAACGUACUGCCUUGGAAACCCAGUUGGAGCAGCUCCGACCUGUGACUGUCUUAUGACAGUCUAUAAUAGAACCUUUAUGCACCAAGAGACUGUAUCAACAUCACAUAUUGUCAUAAUGUUUUUGCUAAGGCAACACCAUGGAGGAAAAAUGAUGACCAGAUUUCUUUUGCAUUUCUUGCACCAGUUUAUCUUGCAGGUGGGAAAAGAUACACAUUCUGAAUGUCAAACCCUAUGCCUAUGAUAUCAAACAGUUCCUCCAUUGAUCCUUUAGGAAUGCAACAGUUGAAAGUCAUCUCUCUCUCAUUACUAUUUUGUUAUUUAUUUCAGCUAUGUUUGAUUUAUAUGCAUGUGUUUUGGAGGGACCAAUCUUCCAGGAAAUUUGUUCGUAUUUUAAUUCAUACUGGAAAGUCAUUCCUUAGAUGUCUGUAGUUUUUCAAGGUCUCUCUAGUUUUAGGAUAACUGUAUGUCGCAUCUGCAGAAAUUUGUAUUCUUUAUGUACCUUACUGAUGACACAUAGGUGUAAUGCACCAGCCUCAUUUUGAAAGUGUAACACACGCAUUCUUUCUUCUAAAAGCUUUCACUAUUCACUGGCUCCCUGCCUAUGUCAUCAAUCAGUGCACCUAAGCCCUUCUGCUUCAGUUGCCAUUGGCACUCCUUUGGUGUUGGUAGGAAUGGGGUGCCACAAGCUGCACCAUAUGGAUUGCGACACUUUGUUGCUGUUCUAAUCAGAUGCAAGUUUGCAUGUUUAAUCACCAGCACAUCUGUCCCUGUAGCUAAGUUCAUAGGGUUCAUCUGUUUGCACUAGCAUGUGCAGUGCCCUGACACUGGUGUUCAUUUUUUGCUCUCCAUGCUGUUGCAGUAAUCAAGUCCAGGGCAUAUGCUACCAUUGAUAGAGAACAUCCUCCCCUUAUAAGUGAUGCUAUGGAGUCCCUAAGCAUACUGAUACAAUUGUGUUCUCUAUCAGCAUGGCUGGCUUUGUCAGUUGUGCCCUCAGUCUUUUAUAUUUUACUGACUAAAUGCUAUCAAGUAAUGCAAAAUUUAAAUCCAAAACAUAGAUACCUACUGAUUAUUACAAUUGCAUUUUUGAUUGCUUGUCUUGUAAGAUACAACCAGCAGGGAAAGUUAGCAGCAAGCAUUCCCCCUAUGCUGCCUGUUUGUCAGUAAAACUUGACUUAUUUACUUGAAAAACUGUACUUGGUUUAUGUCCUGAAAACAUCAGUGAAGUCCCCAUAUAAUUUUAUUUCCACUUGGGACUAAUAGUUCUAGCUUUGUUACCAUGGUGACUGUCUUGGUCAUCUUUCCAGUUCAGCUUAGCUUAGGAAAUCCUACUGAACUCAGUAUGACUUCAUUUCAAUAAACAGACAUAAAGAUAUGUCUAAAUAUUGCCUUAAUAGCAUGUCUAACAGUCUAGAUUGCACCCAAAAUAAUGUUCUUUGAUUUGCAUAUGGAGAGUACUCUGACAAUAGGAAAAGAGAUAUUCUGAGGGAAAGGACAUACAGAAUAAGUUUUUACCAUUAGCAGUCUUAUCAUGUAUACAGUUUAGCUUUUUGGAUAGGUUAUUCUGCAUCAUCACAAAACGUAGCAAGAAUUUCACAAUCUGUAAUUUCCCCUUUCCUUAAAAUGUUCCACAUUUUACUAUUCUUAUACAGCAAGUAUAAUUCCAGAAAUUAGAAGACCUUACUAAUUACUACUAGAUAGGCAAAGAUAUCCUUUGAGAAUCAAUGUUUUAGUUUUUUAUAUAGCAAAAGUCUUUAAUUGUUUUGAUAAAAAAUCAUUACUUGUGAUUAAAUUUAAUAAUGAGAUUAAAUGUUUUAAAAUAGA
This is a messenger RNA of Heteronotia binoei (common prickly gecko), 3944 nucleotides long. It is a transcript of the gene REPS2, whose product is annotated as RALBP1 associated Eps domain containing 2. Gene Ontology annotation, cellular component: cytoplasm; plasma membrane. The transcript has 20 exons. Gene Ontology annotation, biological process: endosomal transport; endocytosis. The record is from RefSeq and is a predicted model, not a curated record. Lineage: Eukaryota; Metazoa; Chordata; Lepidosauria; Squamata; Gekkonidae. Gene Ontology annotation, molecular function: protein binding; calcium ion binding. The coding region runs from base 98 to 2179 and encodes 693 amino acids.